CUUCACGGACCCGGCUGUGUCCAUGGACCUGCUGCGGGCAGUCCUGCAGCCCAGCAUCAACGAGGAAAUCCGGGGCGUCUUCAACAAGUACAUGAAGUUUUUCCAGAAGGCAGCAAUCAACGUGCGCGAUAAUGUUGGGGAUGAGGUGGACCCGGAGCAGCUCAUCCAAGAGACGUGUCGGAGCUGCCUUGAGCAGGCCAAACUGCUGUUCUCUGAUGGCAAAAAGGUUGUUCCCAGGUUGCCCCACGAGCAGGCAGUACCAAAGCGUGCCCGACAGAUGGAUGAGGAGCUGAAUCGUCGAGGGAGCCCUAUUCCUAAAAAGAGAAAGGGGCGGCCUCCAGGACAGAGCCUGUCAAACGAUCGCGGAGUCUCAGGCAUGACUGCGUGGAAGCUCAAAGUCUCUGAGCCCGUGAGAAGGGAUGGACCAAAGUGGGAUCCAUCCCGACUGACUGAAACCACAACCUUUGUGCUGGGAUCUCGAGCAAACAAAGCUCUCGGGAUGGGAGGAACAAGAGGGCGACUCUACAUCAAGCAUCCCCACCUCUUUAAGGUCAGAUGCCGCAGCAGGACACGUCCUCCUUCAGGGUUUGCUCAGAAACGGUUUCUGAUGGGAAUCGGGAGCUACGCAGCCGACCCGCAAGAUAAGCACUGGCUGGCAGAGCAGCAGCACAUGAGGGCCACUGGGGGCAAGAUG
Molecule: messenger RNA, 694 nt
Organism: Phaethon lepturus (White-tailed tropicbird)
Lineage: Eukaryota; Metazoa; Chordata; Aves; Phaethontiformes; Phaethontidae
Gene: DNTTIP1
Product: deoxynucleotidyltransferase, terminal, interacting protein 1
Exons: 9
Cellular component (GO): nucleus
Molecular function (GO): nucleosome binding; DNA binding
Source: RefSeq, a predicted model, not a curated record